Canis lupus familiaris (dog) is the source of this 6787-nucleotide messenger RNA. It is a transcript of the gene TBL1XR1, whose product is annotated as TBL1X receptor 1. Gene Ontology annotation, cellular component: histone deacetylase complex. Lineage: Eukaryota; Metazoa; Chordata; Mammalia; Carnivora; Canidae. The transcript has 15 exons. The coding region runs from base 256 to 1800 and encodes 514 amino acids. Gene Ontology annotation, molecular function: transcription corepressor activity; protein binding. Gene Ontology annotation, biological process: regulation of transcription by RNA polymerase II. The record is from RefSeq and is a predicted model, not a curated record.
GUCAGAGUCUGCUCUUUGAUUUCUGCUGGAGAGUCUGCUGACCUCUGUCGAACUCGUGGGUUUCUUGACUCCUGGAGUUUUGGUUGUAAGCAUCAGUAGACUCUAGAUACUGAAACUAAAAAAAAAGGAGAGGCGUGGUGGUUUACUGAAGCGAAGAAAAAAUGAACAAGAGAUCUAGGACAUAGGAAUCGGUGAGCUGACUUGGAAGUGGGUUAUAUCCUGUGUUGUGACCUCAUGGUUUAAGUGGGAAUAAAGAUGAGUAUAAGCAGUGAUGAGGUCAACUUCUUGGUAUAUAGAUACUUGCAAGAGUCAGGAUUUUCUCAUUCAGCGUUUACCUUUGGUAUAGAAAGCCAUAUCAGUCAGUCUAACAUAAAUGGUGCCCUCGUCCCACCUGCUGCAUUGAUUUCUAUCAUCCAGAAAGGUCUACAGUAUGUAGAGGCAGAAGUUAGUAUUAAUGAGGAUGGUACCUUGUUCGAUGGUCGGCCAAUAGAGUCUCUGUCGCUGAUAGACGCCGUAAUGCCUGAUGUGGUGCAGACCAGACAGCAAGCUUACAGGGAUAAGCUCGCACAGCAGCAGGCCGCAGCUGCCGCCACCUCCACAGCCGCCACAAACCAACAGGGGUCUGCAAAAAAUGGAGAAAACACAGCAAAUGGGGAGGAGAACGGAGCACAUACUAUAGCAAAUAAUCAUACUGAUAUGAUGGAAGUGGACGGGGAUGUUGAAAUCCCUCCUAAUAAAGCAGUUGUGUUACGGGGCCAUGAAUCCGAAGUUUUCAUCUGUGCCUGGAACCCCGUUAGUGAUCUCUUGGCAUCGGGGUCUGGAGACUCAACAGCAAGAAUAUGGAAUCUUAGUGAAAAUAGCACUAGUGGCUCCACACAAUUAGUACUUAGACAUUGUAUACGGGAAGGAGGGCAAGAUGUCCCAAGCAACAAGGAUGUGACAUCCCUAGAUUGGAAUAGCGAAGGUACACUUCUAGCAACUGGUUCAUACGAUGGAUUUGCCAGGAUAUGGACUAAAGAUGGUAACCUUGCUAGCACCUUGGGGCAGCAUAAAGGCCCUAUAUUUGCAUUAAAGUGGAAUAAGAAAGGAAAUUUCAUCCUCAGUGCUGGAGUAGACAAGACUACAAUUAUUUGGGAUGCACAUACCGGUGAAGCCAAGCAACAGUUUCCCUUUCAUUCAGCUCCGGCACUGGAUGUUGAUUGGCAGAGCAACAACACCUUUGCUUCUUGUAGUACAGAUAUGUGCAUUCAUGUCUGUAAAUUAGGACAAGACAGACCUAUCAAAACAUUCCAGGGACACACGAAUGAAGUAAAUGCUAUCAAAUGGGACCCAACUGGCAAUCUUCUGGCCUCCUGUUCUGAUGACAUGACUUUGAAGAUAUGGAGUAUGAAACAAGACAAUUGUGUCCAUGAUUUGCAAGCACAUAAUAAAGAAAUUUAUACUAUCAAAUGGAGUCCAACAGGGCCAGGGACAAAUAAUCCAAAUGCCAACCUUAUGUUAGCAAGUGCAUCCUUCGAUUCUACUGUUAGAUUAUGGGACGUAGACCGAGGAAUUUGCAUCCAUACUUUGACAAAACACCAAGAACCUGUGUACAGUGUGGCUUUCAGCCCUGAUGGCAGGUACCUGGCAAGUGGUUCUUUUGACAAAUGUGUGCACAUCUGGAACACACAGACAGGUGCUCUAGUUCACAGCUAUAGGGGAACAGGUGGAAUUUUUGAAGUUUGCUGGAAUGCAGCAGGAGACAAAGUUGGAGCCAGUGCAUCAGAUGGUUCAGUUUGUGUGUUAGACCUUCGGAAAUAGCGCUACUAGUUGGAAGCCAUGGACCGACUAUGAAUGUGUACAUAGCCAAAAUGACUGUCCCUGACCCAUGUACUGCUAUAGUCCCACUUGAACCAUGGCCAGUCCACUACAGCCAAAUCUAAAAGAAAUAUAUACAUACAGUGUAUAUAAACAAAAUUGCACCCUGAAGAUGACAGAAUUUUGUCACAGCUUGUGAAUUCUGUUCACCAAGUGCUGGAAUCUAAUCUGCUGUGCCCCUAAAAUAGCAUUUAGAAGUUUUGGAUAUGAAAAACAGAAGACAGAAAGAAAUAUGCGUUAUAAAAGCAGCCCAUAUGUGUACCAGUUUUUGGAUACUAAUGACAGCCUUGUUUCUCCCCUUUGAAUCAGAAGACACCAUGGAUUAUAUUCUUUUUUCCCUUCAGUAGUUGAGCAGUUUGUAUGUACAGAGAAAAUGGACUUACAAAAACUUGCAGCAGUAGUUUGUUCUUGCUUUUAAACUUUGUUUUUGGUUUAGUUUAUGGAUGCAUGAAGUAAGGGAGUGAAUCAGUUUCUUGUUUAUAUUUUUUUCACCUUUUAAACAAAAAAAAUUCUUAAAAAUAUUUUAAUGCAUUCUUUUGAAGAGAUAGAUGUUUGGUACAUUUUAUGGCUCCCAGAGCAUAUAUUCAAUUGGUGCAUGUUGUGGAAGGGGGAAUUGGAAAUUGAAUGAAAAUAUAUGACUUUUGGUCAUGUCAAUCUGUAAGACACACAGUAAAAGGAUAUUAUGCUCUGUUUUUUUUUUUUGUUUGUUUGUUUAGUUUUUGUUUUUUGUUUUGUUUUGUUCUUUUUUGGUGAUGUGGCUUAAAUGCAAUAGUUUCUUUUUGGGGACAUAUUUCUGCCAAUUAAAGACUAGAAGGGCACAAUUUUUUUUUAAUACCAUAGAGAAGAUGCAUAAAAAAAAUCUUCUGAUGUUUUGUAGCCAUAACUAAAUUAUGGUUAAAAUGUGCACUAUUGUGAAAAGGAGCAAAGUAGGUUUGGGGUUUUUUUGUUUGUUUGUUUUGCUUUGUUUUUUAAGAGAUUAAAAUGUUUCUGGAUAAGGAUUAGCUUCUCAAAGUGUCCAUCAUUCUGUGUAGAAGCUUAAAUAUGUAAUGUAACCAAACUCCAGUAUUAAAAAAAAUCUCUCAUGUUUUUUUCUUUAUAUAAAACAAGAUUAUGGCAUAUAACACUGCCAUUACAUGGCAAAAUGUUUGCUACCUUAGUUUAAAAACAAUCUUUAAAACAAAAGACUUGCUUCAAGGUGUUUUUAAAUAGCAGUGAUUCAGAAUUCAAAAACAAAAAAAGUAUAAUUGCACUAACCUCCCUGCUGCUCUGAUUCUGCAUUCGUGGUACUUGUGACUACAUUUUUUUUUUCAAAUACAAAUAGAUUGAAGCUGCUAUUUUUUUUUUUUUUUUUUUUUUAGUAAUCACUACUAUAUCAUGUCUUUUACUCUGUUUAUAAUAUCAAGUAUUUUCUGAAAGAUCUAGGUAUCAGAGCAAACCUCUUCUUGUGUUCAUGCAGCUAAAAGCUAAAAUACACAGAAUUCGCAAAUGAUAGCACGGGGCCGUGUUUAUAUGUGUGACUAACAGGGUUUGUCGUGAUUAAUGUAAGUAAGUAUCCACAGGUGUCAAUUUUGAAGAGAAUAGUUGUCAAAUUUAUAUCUCAAAGAUUUUAAUUAAGGAGUUGCUUAUUAUUAAGCUUAGCAAAUUUAUAACACUAUUUCCGUCACUAAUUACUUUGAGGCCUUUACUACUAAAACUUUAACCUAUGUUUUAAGUUGAAGUGGAAACCAAUUUAACCCAAGUAAUGCAGCUUUGAUUUUCAGCAUUUGUUGUUUUGCUGUUUCUACAAAACAGCACUGAUUGAAGCAAGUCUUGGUUUUACUAAGGUAGGAUAGCAUUUGCUAUUGGUAAAGAGAAUAAAUACACUUAAUUUCACAGUACGUUGUUACAUGUACCCCAGUUAUUGUUAGUGGGGACUAUGAUACUGUAAUAAUAUUUUUAAAAAUUCACAUCGAGAGAGGCAGUCAUUCACGAUGGUUUUGUGCCAGCUGUUUUUAGGGUUUUGGAUCACAUUAUAGAUAUUUAGAACUAUUACCCUGUGACUUAUGUAGGAAACCUAAUAUGCUGAGUAUCUGGCACUUGAAAUCCUGCUUUUAUUGCUAGAGGUCCACAUCUAUGGUUGACCUCUGUUGUUGUUUAAAAAAAAUAAAUAAAAAUUUAAAAAUCUGUGCAAUAAUUUUUAAAUGUGCUCCCAGGAAUAGACACAAAUGUUUUGAGUAGAUUUAAGCUGCAUUUUCCUUUAGUGAUGCAUCUGUCAAUUGCACUGAAUUUAAAUCUGAAAGUCAGAGGUGAUUAUUGAUAGUACUUUUGUAUUUUGAUAUGGACAAUUUAUUCAUUUGCAUACAGUUAUUGACUUUUUUUUCCCCAGCUGAUUAAAAGAUAGUCAAGAAGUUCUGCAGUAUAGCUGCCAAAGUAGACAGCUACAUUUUGAUGGUGUUGUCACCUUUUCUUUCUUUUUUUUUUUUCUCUUUAGCUAUUUUACGUAAGCAUAAUAGCCACAAUAGGACAUAUAAAAGAUUAUAAAUACAGAGCUUUAUUAUCCUGAAGUCUUGGGUCUUUUAAGUAUAAACUUUAUCGGAAAGGUAUCCAUUUUGUAGGGUUGGGUUCUUUAUGAGCAUACAGUUGUUUAUUUUUGCUGCUGUUCUCAACAUCAUCAUUGCCUGCUGAUGUGCCACGAUGCUGCUCCAGUAGACAAAAGUAAGAUUGCCUCUAAUUUGAGCAGUAACUUGAUUGUAGGAGACCAGGUUUCACGCCUGCACAAUUCUGUAUUUGAGGUCCUUGGCUCAUUUUUCCUUCCUUUUUUUCUAAGAACUUACUCCUGAAGAUCAACGGAUUCCAGUAGAUUUCCUACGGUAUUCAUUGUGUAUCGUUGUUGUAUAAGCUACUGUAAGAAACUUAUGAGGAAAAAUAGAAAGGAAAACUUGAAUGCAUAGAGUACUCGUUGGUUAAAGUAGAAUAAAGAGCGAGCAGCUGUCACUCUUAAACUUCAUACAGGAAGAUCUGUUUUCUUCUCCAUGUAGGAAAUCCCUGUACCUCCUUCUAUUUGUUCGAUCCCCAUUUCUGUCGUUGAUCAGAUACCAUCAUUGACUUUCAAAUGACUUUUAGAAGUGGCAACUUUUAAUUUCUUAAUAGAUUUUAGAGUAUAUCGAAUUCUGUUUUAAUUAAUAAUUCUCUAGGUAAGUAUGUUUUAGGAUUAAACACCUUUUACAGAUACUGAAAGUGCCUCCUUUUGUGGUGUAAAAAACAAAUUAUGGUGCAAAAAGUAAUUAUUAGAUUGAAUUACAUGAAGGUUUUUUGCUUUUUGACAUAUAGAAAUGUCAAGAGAAAGGCCAAAGAUUUGUACUUUUUCACUUAUAAAGCACUCCUUUUUUCCUUAAACUUCUUUCUGUCAAAUUAGAUUUAAUGAGAGAGUACUAUUUUUAAGGAGCUAUCUGUUUAUGUAGAAUGAUUUUGUUAAGAGUAAUGUAAACUAUUAUCGCAUAGAGGCCUGAAGAGGAGUAUGCAUUUUUGCUAUUUUAAAGGAAUCACAAAUGACUGUCCUUAUGUGAGCAAAAAUGUUACGUUUUACUAGAUAAGCAGAAAAAUAAAUCUCAAAUGCAGUGCCGUUUACUCUUUUCAAAACCGUUUUCAUCUUCUUAAGCACAUUGUACAUUUCUACAAAACCUGCAUUUAUCCUCACAUGCUAAGGGUGGUACUUGCAUUUGGUGAAUCACUGGUGACUGUUUCCACAGAAAUUCUAUUUCAGUGGACCAACAUUGUGGCAUGGCAGCAAAUGCCAACAUUUUGGGGAAUAGCAGCAAAUCUACAAGAGACCCUGGUUGGUUUUUUGUUUGUUUGUUUUCGUUUUUCCUUCUGAAUCAGCAGGGAUGGAAGGAGGAGAGCGUAGGGAAGUUACAAAUGACUCCUUCCGGUAGUAGCUCUGAAGUGUCACAUUCUAUCCAUUUUUUUUUUAACAUGAUUCUAGUUAAGUGUAGAAGAGAGAAAAAAGAGGAAGUGUUCACUUUUUUAAUACACUGAUUUAGAAAUUUGAUGUCUUAUAUCGGUAGUUCUCAAGUAUUAAUAGCAUUCUUUAUUUCUGCCUUUACGUUGACAGUGUUGAAGCAGGGUGAAUAACUAGGGCAUAUACAUAUUUUUUUUUUUUUUCCUAGUAAGCCGUUUCACGAUGUUUUCUUUGGAGUUUCUGCAUAAGUUCAAGGAAACAUUCUGCAUGUUGUAUCUAAGUCUGAUGUACUUACCCAUCUCAUUAAAAGCAAACACAGGCUGCGUUUUGUGGCUCUGUGGCCCCUAAAUACAGAAGCAAUUCUCUUCUUUCCUGACUUUGACAUUGUAGCUAUGAUGUUCUGAUUUUGAUUUUGGCAAAUCCUUUGGGUCUAAUUCUGUGAGCCUACCUAUAGCACUGGAUUAAAAUGUCUGCAUCAUUUCUUUAGUUAUCCAGCUAACUUUAAAACUGUUGUAAAAGUGUAAACCAGCCCAUGACAGUUUUUUGUACCUGUUAAAGAACGUUCUUGUUCAGUUUUCAUGAUUCUUGUGUAAGGAAGACUGAUCUAGAUGUUCUCUGCUGUCCUGGACCAUGUUAAUUACACUCACAAUGUACUUUGGUUCCACAUCACAAUGAUUUGUCCCCAAUGACCCUUUUAUCCUUUCUAGGCACAUUUUUGUUGUUGUCGUUGUUGUUGCAGUUUCCCUUUGCAUUGUAUUGCUUUGACAACUGUAAUUUGAAUCAGAUCUGAAAGAGGUCCAGAAUAAAAUAUAUUUUGAUAUUAUGUUGGCUGUGUACAUAUAUGAAACCUUUGAUAUCUAUGUAGUUUGUACAGACUAUUUACUAGUCAAGUAAAGAGAGGGAUGCUAUCUCUUGUUUACAAUUUCUUGUUUACAUUUUAAUUGCAUUUACUCCUCCGAUGUUCUAUUGUAGAAUAAACUUUUUUUGCUCUGA